Molecule: messenger RNA, 1392 nt
Organism: Eublepharis macularius
Lineage: Eukaryota; Metazoa; Chordata; Lepidosauria; Squamata; Eublepharidae
Gene: G6PC2
Product: glucose-6-phosphatase catalytic subunit 2
Exons: 5
Coding region: 1-1068 (355 amino acids)
Biological process (GO): glucose 6-phosphate metabolic process; gluconeogenesis
Cellular component (GO): membrane
Molecular function (GO): glucose-6-phosphatase activity
Source: RefSeq, a predicted model, not a curated record
AUGGAUCUCCUCCAUAGCAACGGAGUGCUCAUAAUUCAACAUUUGCAAAAGUAUUACAGGUCUUACUGGAGUUUUUUAAAUUUCAUGUCACACGUUGGAGAUCCUCGGAAUAUUUUUUUGGUUUAUUUUCCUCUCUGGUUCCAGGUUAAUCCAGUGGUUGGUACAAAAAUGAUAUGGGUGGCAGUGAUCGGUGAUUGGUUGAAUCUUAUAUUUAAAUGGAUUUUAUUUGGUCAUCGUCCAUAUUGGUGGGUUCAAGAAACUAUGAUUUAUCCGAAUCGAUCAAUCCCAUGUCUUGAGCAGUUUCCAAUAACAUGUGAAACUGGGCCAGGAAGCCCUUCAGGACAUGCCAUGGGAUCCUCAUGUGUCUGGUAUGUAAUGGUGUCGGCGGCCCUCAGCUAUAGAUCGAGACGAAAAGAUAAAUCAGCUAUUACUCUGCAUAGACUUGCCUGGUCCUUCCUAUGGAGUAUUUUCUGGAUUAUUCAGAUCAGUGUGUGUGUGUCAAGAGUAUUUAUGGCAACACACUUCCCCCAUCAAGUCAUCCUUGGAGUAAUUGCUGGCAUGCUCGUUGCAGAAGCGUUUGAACAUACCCCAUCCGUUCAGACAGCAACUUUAAAAACAUACAUGAAGGCAAACAUGUUCCUCUUCUUUUCUGCUCUUGGUUUUUACUUGGUUCUCAAGCUUAUUGAUAUUGAUCUUCUAUGGUCUGUUCCAAAGGCGAAAAAAUGGUGCGCCAACCCUGAGUGGGUUAAUAUUGACACGACUCCCUUUGCUGGCCUGGUGAGAAAUGUAGGCAUCCUCUUUGGUCUAGGUCUCAGCAUUCAUUCUGAAAUGUUCAUUGUGAACUCUAAAGCUCAACGUGGCUACAAGGGCAGUUUCAGGAUACUGUGCACGGCAGCUUCCUUAGCGACACUGCAACUCUAUGGUUUUAUCAAGAUACCCACCCACACCGAGUAUGUGUUUUACAUCCUUUCCUUCUGUAAAAGUGCAGCUAUUCCUCUCACCGUGGUGGCUUUGAUUCCAUAUUGCAUUCAUGUGCUAAUGAAGGCGACACAAAAAAAUCUUCCAUAGAAUUCAUGAUCAACUUUGGAGAGGAAAACCUUGGAGUAUCACGUUUAUGCUGCGACCAAAGGCUAGAACAGUUAUUUUCCAAUUCCAUUCUGAACUAGGGUUGCUGGAUAUUUGAGGGCGGAGCCUGAGGAUGGUGGAGUUUGGGGAGGGAACUCAGUGAGGAUGUGAUAUAGAGAGUCUGCCCUCCAAAGCUGCCAUUUCAGCCAGGGGAACUCACCUCUGAAGUCUGGAGAUCAGUUACAAUUCUGGUAGAACUGCAGGCUCCACCAGGAGGCUGGCAACCCUGUUCUAAACAAUGGUGUGUGCCAUUUUGUCAUGUAUGAU